GAUUUAUUCAGAAAAAUAUGGUUGCUAAAAUUGUCUGAAUUCUCUCCCUUUUGUUGUUAAUCUCAAGAGCAAGAAAGAUGAGAUAUGAUGAUGAGAGUUACAAUCCUUCCUUCAACAGAGAGUUUAAUGAUGAUUACUAUGAAGACGAUUAUGAGUACGGAAGAACAAGGCUAAACCACAAUUAUUAUGAUUAUAAUGAGGAUUCUCUGCCAAGUAGAAAGUUCCACCAGGAACACGCCUGGGAGACCAUCUAUAACAGAGACAGCUAUGAAGAAUUCUUAGAUGAAGAGGAGUCAGAAUCAGCACCAGAGAUGCCAAAUUCAGGAUCUCGUCUCGAGACCGUUGCUGGGAUGGAGGCCAACAACCCAGGAGAGGUGCUUAAGUCAGAGAAGGAAGACAACCCAGGCCAUACCUUCAGCUUGGUCAUCUUCAUCAUGACCUUGUUUGUGGCAAUCAAGUUCCUGUUCAUGAAUACGAAUUUCUUCUUAGUGCAGCAAAAGGAAUCAUUCGAGAGAAAUGCUUACUACUCGUUGCUGAAAGAUAUCUCAUUCAUGGUGGGAAUCAUGUUGGUGGUCCUCAUCGUUCACUAUUAUGAAGGUUUCACCUCAUUCAACACUAGUGUGGACAAUGUCCUGUACGGCAUGUUCUUCUUCAUCCUCUGCUAUAUGAUAUUUGGAUAUUUUAUAAUGAAGGCCUCCUUCAAGAAAAUAAAAGUGUUUAAUGAAUUUGAGAAAGUUACUAAGGAUAGAGCUAAACUUAGCCAAAUGAAGGUCGAUUUUGAGAAUCAGUACUACGGUCCAGAAGGUGUGGAGAAAGGACUUAAGGGGACAGUAGAAUAUAUUCUUAUGAAACAGAGCUUUAUUAGUCCUGUAGAAUUACCCACGGUGACAGAAUCUUACCUUAGAAAGGAUUUUGACCUUGCUUUAUAUUUUGGUCAUUGCCUCUCUGAAUUUUUGUCAAAACUAUUUUCAUUCGACCACCAAGCUUAUUUGAUUAUUUUCUGUGUUGUCUUAUUCUGGAAAGUGUGUAGCAUGAUUGACAUCCUUUUCCAGAGUGUAUUAAUGGUUUUAUUCCCAGUGACCUCUUUUAUAUAUCUCUGGAUUCAGAACAGGCAAUACAAGAGAAUUUAUAAAAACCUCAACCCAAAAUUGAACAUCUCUGGGAUAAGUUACUUUGAAUCGAACUUAGAGAUUGAAGAUCCUUUCGAGCUUGCCAAAAGCACGCCUUGUCCUGCCUACAUGAAGGAUAUUCACAGUCAGGCUGUCGAAGAUGACUCUGAAGAAGGCUCCUCAGAAUCUGAUGAUGACUCUGUCAUGAACGGAGUCAGAUCCAGGAAUAAAUCAAAAAGUAAGUCUGAAUCCAUCCAAGAUGGUCUCAACGACUCUAUCUGUGGUGAAGAGUCGGAAAAAUCUAUCGAAGAAGAAAAGAAUUUAUUUAAGAGCUCUGAGUCUUUCCUGGGCACAUCCCAGAACAGACAUGAGAGGCUCUUCUACUUGGGCAAAUUUGGAAUCUUCCUAGAAAAGCUCUGGAUGCAAUCUUUCUUCGUUCAGAUGAUUCUUUGGAUAUCACACUUGGUUGAGUACAAGUAUUUACUCAGAGAAGGAACUGAAGAUUAUUACAUUACUAGGAAUGGAAAUAUAGAUUACAUCAUCAUGCUGGUGUCCUUGCUAAUCGGGCUCUAUAACCUUCUGGUUGUAUUUCCUAGGAACAUCUUCAAUUUAGUAGUAAUUACCAGCAUUCAGAUGAUGAAGAAGAAGGAUAUGAUCGAUGAAACUAUUAAGGAGCAGAGAUACCAGAGAUCCCUACGCUCAUUCAGACUUUAUAAGGUGUUCAAGAUUAUCAGAAGGGAGCUCAUAGAUUAUUUCAAUGUUGAACUGAAGGAUAAGCAACUAGAAACUCCUACUAAGAAGCUCAUUGAGGAGAAUUACUCCUUAAGUCUGUCUAAAGACAAUCAAAAUCGUGAAUCAAUGGAUAUUUCAAAAUUCUUUCCUCUUUGUGGCACUGAAGGAACUCUUUUUGAGAAGUUCUUACUUGUGAAGAAGUCUGGGGAUGAAGGUAUUAAGCCAGAGGACCUUAUCCAGGCAAUUCAAGAAGCUACCAACGAUGUCAAUAUUGAUCCAUAUGAGACAAUAAAAACCAUCUUCACUCUUGUGAUGAAAGACAAAGAGUGCCUAACGAUUGAGGACAUUAGAAACUUCUUCAGCACCUAUGAAGGCUACUUUGAGAAGGGUGAUCCUGAAUUCCUUCUCAAUGAGCUGGCCGUCAUGCAGAGAAGCCAGAUGAAUAUCCAGGUGCAUGAGAUAGCUUCCUUGAUUAGGGAUGACAUUGAGUGCUUCCCAAGAUAACUUACUCAACUUAUUGGCUAUAUGCCCUUCAACCUUAGA
Messenger RNA from Moneuplotes crassus, 2384 nucleotides. The record is from the annotation of a GenBank genome assembly. Lineage: Eukaryota; Ciliophora; Spirotrichea; Euplotida; Euplotidae.